Molecule: messenger RNA, 1115 nt
Organism: Rosa chinensis
Lineage: Eukaryota; Viridiplantae; Streptophyta; Magnoliopsida; Rosales; Rosaceae
Exons: 2
Coding region: 72-824 (250 amino acids)
Source: RefSeq, a predicted model, not a curated record
UAUCUCCUCUCUUCCAUUAAUCAAAUCACAAAAAGAUUUUCAGACUCUGAAAACCACUCAGUCUGGAGAACAUGUUUAGCCCUUUCAGCUGUGGCAAUUUUAGCCAAGUAGAUGAUGAUGAACCCGUUACUGCUAGUCCAUAUUCGACCACGAAAAAAUCAAGAUCAAGAAGAAGCAGUAGUCUAUUACAUAGAAGCAAUAGCAGGGACAACAAGAACCCCUAUGCAAAUGUUGGCCUUGAGAAGUUCUCUGCAGUUAUGGCCGAGCUAGAAGAGAAGAGGCGGCAGAUCUAUGCACAAACAGGCUCCCAAGAUGAAACCUUAGUUCACUUCGUGUACAAGAAACCAGAUGACAGUGUUCCUGUCCCGAUUGUGGUUAUUCUCAAGGACAAGAAGGAUGACAAAACCAAGAGUGGUGUUAGUAGUCCUGAUCGAGAUGAAAAGCAUGUUGUGAGUACCCCCCGGACUACAGAAGCCUUAGGUAAUAAGUUUAAGACCAUUGAAGAAAUCAAGAAACCCGGGAUGGUUUCCGAUAAGUUAACUAAGAAAAGGGUGUACAAGAAGUGCUCGGACAUGUGGAUGAUGCCGAGUUUUUAUCUUCCAGUGGCUGUGAUAUUCAUUCUGGUACUGUUGGCCGUGUUUGGGAGAUCGAUUGCGAUUUUGUGUACCUCUAUUGGGUGGUACGCAGUUCCGACGUUGAAAGAAUACCAGAGCCCAAACACUAGUACAAGAUCAAGAGCAACGACGAAGAAAGACGAAGUUAGAAGAUUGAGCGACAAAAAGAUGGUAGCUGAUCAUGGAUUGUUAUCUUCUCCAAAAACAUAACAAGAUGCUGGCCAGCAGAGAAGCUGUUGACGAUUAUUGACUUUCGUGUUUCUUGAUUGUCAGACUAUUUUGCCCUAUUCCCCUUUGUCACAAAAAGAUAAAGUGGGAGAGAGAGAUACUGAGGUCACCGGAGAGUUUGCUGGAAUCUUAUCGGACUUUUCCGGAACCUCACCGGAGGUUGCAGGUCGUCGGUGGUCCAAGGGGAAGUCUUCGGAGAUCUCAUAAAAAAUUUAGAAUGUUUAUUGACGCCCAAUAAAAGUUAAUUGACCCUUAAUAAAGGUUUAUUGAUCC